Messenger RNA from Chilo suppressalis (striped riceborer), 1674 nucleotides. NCBI's taxonomy places the organism in Eukaryota, Metazoa, Arthropoda, Insecta, Lepidoptera, Crambidae. The record is from the annotation of a GenBank genome assembly.
GGCUAGGAAGCCUUUUGGUGCUACUCCUUGUGGUUUCAGUUCAAAGUGCUCCGACGUCAAUGGCUCUUGACGAUCGGAGACUUAGCCAGCCACCUAAAUGGGUGAACCCCUGUGGUCUAGCAGCUGAAGAUAUUGAUGGCAGCUUGGAUGUCGAACAAUUGAAAGAUGAACAACUGCUUGCUCAAGUUGUUGUCCAGGCUAAAACGGCUCUAGAUCAUGCACAACUUUUCUGUGACGAUUUUGUUAACAAAACGUUUCAUACUACAUUGAACGAUGUACAUUCAACAUGGAAAGAUAAUCAUUACGAUUGGCUGCCAGGCGAUAAAGACAUCCCAAAGCAGCUGGGAGAACAAUUAACCAAGGAAUAUUUAAACAAGCUGGAGCUCGAUACUGCCCUCUUAAAUGCCUACGAGUUUUUGCAGAAAUACGCUGUGGGUCUAGAGCAAAUAGUCUGGGACCAAGAGGAUCAUCGACUUGAGUUUCUCAAACAAUUUAAAGACACCGAGUACAAACUCCGAACGGUUCUAUGUGAGCUACAGGUGGCUUUGAUGGAACGUGGUGUAACACCACGAGCAGACGUGACUCGGGAAGUCAUGACACCUGAAUAUCGUGCUAUGGCAUCAUCAUCAACAUACAGAAAUCUACGAGACUGGCUGAUCUUUCGAGAUUACAUGAAUGGCUUGGAGUAUGUAGUGCAAGUCUUUGAACAUCUUAAACGUAACCUAGAAUCUUGAGGAUGGCAAGGCGGUGGUCGGCGUAGGGCUACUCGACGACGAAUCAUUCGUUUCUCUAGACGUAUCCCACGAACUCUUUCCACUUCGUGAUGAUAGUUGCUAAGCCAUUCUAAUUAUUGAACUCAAAAUUUUAAAUUCCAAGUAUUACAUUUUUUUUGGCACUCUUGUGUGGUCAUCAUCAUCAUCAUCAUCAUCAUCAUAUGGUUUAGCUACGUCGAAUUGUGUUAGUCUCUUGCUGGCUAAUCGCCGCUGACUUUUUUAUUUUAUCGAUACAAUUACACACUUUUUAGAACAUCCUUGGUCGCAAUAUAUGUAUAUAUUUUUUAAAAUAAUUAGUAACAUUAAUCUAAAUAUUUUUAAAGUUGAAAAAAAGCAACGAGUUCAUUCAUCAAACAUAAAACAGUUAUUUACUCUUCACAAUCUUUACUUUAAUUAUUAAACUUCCCUAAACUAGUUAGAAAUAUCAAUGAAAUUUUUGCGAAAUUUAGAAAAACUAAAUAAUAUAAAAGUCAACUUGCCUUUUCUACUCUUAAUGUUUGUGUCCGGCACAUCGGACAAUCUAGCGGUACUCUUCGUAAAAUUGCAUUGUUCUGGAAUGUCCUCAAGCAUGAUCCGCAGAGAGCUGCAUGUCGGCAAGGUAUCAUUACAUGUGUUAUGUCGUUAUGAAGACAUAUUACACACUUAUGAUUACCCGGGUAGUCAAUUCUUUCUGGAAAAUUUUUAACUUGUAUAUUAAUCUGAUUUACAUGAAAGUACACCGAAAAACAUAAUAUUAUCUUCUACUUUCUCUAUGAAUAUUUUGUGUAUUUUCAUUGAUUUUUAUUAACUAAUUUUACCUUGCAGCUCGACAUGUCCAGUAUUUAAUGUGAAUAACUCUCCAUAUCUUGUCCUCCAUAUGUUUUUUUAUUAUUAUUUUUUUCAUAGAUAAGAUAUAAAAUUU